Messenger RNA from Rhodotorula graminis WP1, 1850 nucleotides. RefSeq lists its product as uncharacterized. Lineage: Eukaryota; Fungi; Basidiomycota; Microbotryomycetes; Sporidiobolales; Sporidiobolaceae. Bases 1 to 1770 code for a protein of 589 amino acids. The record is from RefSeq and is a predicted model, not a curated record. Gene Ontology annotation, molecular function: protein-folding chaperone binding. The transcript is spliced from 2 exons.
AUGUUCGCCUUCCCGAUCCACCACCCUCAGCCGUCCGUCCACUCGACGUCGACUACGACCGCGCGCACCCAGUACGAGCGCGAGCUCGAGCGCCUCGCGUUCCUCACGCAGCAGCACGAGCAGCAGCGCCGCCGCGCCGAGGCCGCCGCUCGCCAGGCCGCGCUCGCCGCCUACGUCGAGGAGCAGGAGCGUCGCCACCGCGAGGAGGCGUUCGAGCGCGCCGUUCAGCAAGAAGUCGAGCGCCGUCGCCUCCAGCAGGCGCUCGAACACCGCGCCGCCCUCGCCCGCCGCGCCCAGGAGGAGCGCGACGCCGCCCUGUACCGCCAGGCCGUCGUCGAGGCGGCACAGCGUCGCGCUGCCCUCGUCGCCCGCGAGCAGCACCGUCGCCGCGUCGAGGCCGAGCAGGACCACCGCCGUCGCAUCGUCGAGGCGAGGCGGCAGCAGCGCGCGCGCCAGAGCGACUUCCCGCACUCGCUCGUCCAGCUCUUCCUCGACCUCGUCAACUCGGCGGCGCAAAAUGAGCCAGAGCAGCAGGCUGUUGCCGCGCCCGCUCUCGUCGUCGCCGACAAGGCCGCCUCGUCCUCGUCCCCAGCGCCCUCGUCCGCCGCCCACGCCGAGCCCUCCCUCCCCGACCCGGCCGUCGAGGCUCUCCAGAAGCGCUUCGAGCGUGACGCCGCUCGCCAGGCCGCCCUCGACACCCUGAACGGCCUCUCGACCGAGUUCGACUCGCGCCUCUCGUCCUUCACCUCGCCCUCGGCCCUCACCUUCCAGUCGCCGCCCUCUCCCACCUCGACCUCGUCGACGCCGCCUCUCGCGUUCGGCAAGCCCAACGCCGGCUUCCUUGGGCACGAGGACUUUCUCGUGUCGCUCCUGAGCAAGGUCGACGCCGUGUCGUCCGGCGGCGACAAGGUCAUCAAGCAGGCGCGCAAGGCGCUCGUCAAGCGCGUCGAGGUCGAGCUCGCCAAGCUCGACGAGCUCAAGGAGCACGAGUGGGAGCGCCAGAGCCAGCAGGCGGCGAGCGAGGCGGGCGAGGGGUCCGAGCGCCCGCACGACGACUCUACGGCUGCAGCAGCUCCUGCACCUUCUGCCGACACCGCCGUCGCCGAGCCUGAAUCCGCCAAGGUCGAGUCCGCCACCGCCUCUUCUCCGUCCUCCCCGACCCUCGACAACUCGACCCCGACACCCGUCGACGCUCCCGCCGACCAGUCGACCCGCUUGACCGCCGAGUCGCUCGCGUCUCUCCCGACCGACGCCGCCAACCCCAACCCGACCGUCCCUCGCCCUCGCUCUCGCGCCUCGACCGCCUCUCUCGACUCCGAUACGUCGUCGGCCGUCGAUCGGUACGUCGCCGAGAUGCUGCGGCGCGCCAAGGACCUCGCCGACCGCAUCGACGCCGAGGAGGAGGCCGAGAAGGCGGCUUCGGCUCCGGCGCCGGCGAGCGACGAGUCGGGCUCGCCCGCUGAGGCGACUUCUGUGCCUCCUGCCGCCGCAGAAGCUGUCGAGGCCGGCGCGCUUGACGAGCAGGCGGCGGUCAAGGCGCCAUCGUCUAGGCCCGCCGCGACUGAGCCGCUCGAGGACGGCGUCGACGAGGAGAUUGACGUCGAGGGGACGCUCCGGCGCAAGCGCAGCUCGUCGGCCACCGUCGAGCCCCGCGCUUCGGGCGUCUCGUCGAGGGAGGGGGAGAGCGCCGUGCGCAAGGAGGCGGUCGAGGAGCACGAGGCCGAGGACGUUGCGAGCGAGGCGGGCACGGAGGAGUUUCUCGUCGUCUAGAUCCCGCCCUCGCCGCUGUAGCACUAUCUCUCACCUUGUCUAGCAGACCUAAUCUUCGCAACUCGAGCAGUCUUGUCGUC